UUAUUCUGCAAGAGAGAAAGGCAACCCCAGACAGUGCUGAAGUUUUCAGAGACCGGUUCUGCUGUUCAGAAGUUUUGUGCAAAGCUGAGGAGUUCAAUAACUUGCCAAAAUGUGUAAAGGACUUGCGGCUUUGCCCCACUCAUGCCUGGAAAGGGCCAAGGAGAUUAAGAUCAAGUUGGGAAUUCUCCUCCAGAAGCCUGACUCAGCUGUUGACCUUGUCAUUCCAUAUAAUGAGAAGCCGGAGAAGCCUGCCAAGACCCAGAAGCCCUCGCUGGACGAGGCCCUGCAAUGGCGUGAUUCUCUGGAUAAGCUCCUGCAGAACAACUAUGGGCUUGCCAGCUUCAAAAGUUUCCUGAAGUCUGAAUUCAGUGAAGAAAACCUUGAGUUCUGGAUUGCCUGUGAGGAUUACAAGAAAAUCAAGUCCCCUAUAAAGAUGGCUGAGAAGGCAAAACAAAUUUAUGAAGAAUUCAUCCAAACUGAGGCACCUAAAGAGGUGAAUAUUGACCACUUCACUAAAGACAUCACAAUGAAGAACCUGGUGGAACCUUCCCUGAGCAGCUUUGAUGUGGCCCAGAAAAGAAUCCAUGCCCUGAUGGAGAAGGAUUCCCUGCCUCGCUUUGUGCGCUCUGAGUUUUAUCAGGAGUUAAUCAAGUAGUAAUUUGAUCUGUCUACAGCAAUCAUUCCACGAGUUCUGCUUUCUACAGUAACAAUGAAUUUUCCAAUUACCUGCAUAUUUAGCUUCCCAUAGCAGCUUUGCUUAAGGAUACCCAGGGAGUGCUGUACUACAUCAUUCAGUAUGUGGAUCUGUUGUCUGAGGGCCUUUCAUUCUUCCUAUCCCAUUCAAUUGAUCUCUUCUCAGUUUCUGUCAGCCUUCAUUUGUCACAGAAAAAUCCUGCCUAACACAAAACUAUCUCAGAGAAGAAUAGGAUAUAAUCAAGGGCGGGGUAGAUCGUUGCCACCUAAGCCAGUAAGAAAAAAAAGAGAGAGAAUAUAGCUAUGAAAGGCCAAUUUCAAAGGAACACAAUUGAUUUAUUGUUUUAAUCUUGAUUGAAAGAGAUCACUUGCCUAAUUAUUUCUGAAUUUUUGAAAGUAGUAAGAUUUUGAUGAGAUAACCACUUGGUUUUCUAAUAGUGCUUUCUUCAAUAGCAUCUUUAUGUUGGUUGGAUAUGACACGAUACAUAGGAGAUACAACCAUGAAGACAUUGUUUAUACAAAAUCAAUCUAAACAUAAUUCAUAUUAAUCCUGACUUUAUUUCUCGCCCCUCUCUAUGUAUGUUCUCUCUAUAAAUCAUUUUUGAAUUGGUGACUUAAGAUCAACAAUGAAUUACUUGUUAAAAUACCUAUGCAACUGAGAUAUAGGCCAAAAUUUAAUUUUCAGAUGACUUGAAAUCCUUCUGAGUGUACAAUUAAUCCUCAAAUUUCUAACUCUAAUCAUAUAAAAGAAAAAUGUUUCCAUGCUUUGGAGUGGCCUAUUAUCUCAAUAGCAAAAGGUCAAUAUACUAAAAAGGGACAAACAUUCUCAAAAUUAAUUAUAGUUAAUUAUCCUAUGAUGCCAUCUGUUUCUUUAGUAAUGAUGAUUAUCUUCAAAAUACCAAAUUGUCUUUGAAAAAGUACUGUCACUAUGUGAAAGCUUUCUCAUAUAGAAAGCUUUCUGAAAGGAUUCUGAAUUUUGCAAAAUAAUGUACCCUUUCAGCAACCCCAGACUUCCUUCACUAUCUUACUUUCUGAAUUAGUUUUAAUUAUAGUCAGACGUUCAGAUUCACACUCCCGACAUGCUUCAUACAGCUGAUUGAUAAGCUAUGGUAUUUUAAUAGGUUUAAACUUAUAGUUCUAAAUUUCUUUAUUACAGGUCUUGCUAGAAUCUUUCACAGAUUUUAUGAAGUAAUGAUUCACAUAAUUUAGUAAGAAAUAUACGUAAACUAAACCAUACAUAAAGAUAGUUAAAUUGAGGACAUUGAGUUAAUUUCUAAGAAAGAAGGUGUUUUUUACAGGACUAAUAAAAUUCUUAAAUGGUUAAGUAGAUUACAUUGUUUAAUUUUAUAUUUUCUCCUUUUCUUUCCCUUUUUCAUUCACACACACUGCUAGUUUCCCACCAUGUUUAUCUCAUUUAUUCACUUAUUUCUGAAGAAUAUUGAAAGCUAAGUGACUUUGUUAUUCUUCUCUUUGGGAAAACACUGUGGAUGUUGGCAUGAUUUUGGUGGUUUUAAAGGAUAAUUUGUCCUGAAUUAUUGACAUUUCACAUUCUCAAUAUGAAUUGAAGUGGCAGUGUCCACAGUGACAGUUACAAGUAUAGGGAUUCAUUUAUGUUAGUCACUAUUGUCUACUAUAGAGAAUCUCCUUCAGUUAUCAGUCUACAGACAUAUGAGCUCAACACUGCAGGCACGGAGAUGUUCUCAUUCUGUGCUCUUGGGUGGGGUCGGCAAGACACUCAGAUGAAAAGUCCCAGGAUGUAUUAUGGCAUUAUUUUCCUCGGCAUCUUGCCAUUCUGCACCAAGUCAAUAAAAAAAAUAGUCUCAGACAUUGAAAUCUUAAGAAUCUAGGAAAGUUCAUUCCUCCUUGAAUGCCAUACAUUUUAAAGAAAAACUAAUCUAGUUAAAAGUUUUAAUAUUUUUCCACAUUAUUCAAACUAGUCAAAUUUGGUAAUUGCCCAUGGAAUUACCUAGGUACCACAGAUUCCACUCAGGUGAUUGUUGUUAUGAAGACUCUAGUUAGCAAACUGACUGUAUGUCCUGUAUGGAAGGCUGAAGUGUCAGAGGAUGAGGAGAGCCUUUGCUGAUCCCAGAGGCACAGGGCAGGAAAGGGCAUCUCAAAAUAAGGUUGUGAAAGCUUCAAACAAUGAGAGGGAAAGUCCUGAAGUCAAAUGGCAGCAUUAUAUCUGCACAUCUACCUAUAGCUGUAUAGAAUUUUACGUUUAAAGAAUCCUAUGCAUGCAUAUGUAUUCUUCUAUUAUAUAAAAUAAUAAAAGGAACAUAAAUAUUCUAGACCCAAUGAGAAGCCAUAUGUACUAAAGUUGCCCUAGAAAUUCUUUUAGGAAAGCUCUUUGAAACAAAAAAUAGAGCACUAUUUUAAAAACAGCCAGGAAGAAAAAGCAAAACUUCUAUGUUGGUAGCUGUUUCCAAGUAGUUUCCAUGGUAACUCAAAGAAAAUACGUUCUUUUAAAUCUGGGAAAUUAGAAAAUGUGGGAUGUUCUUUCCAGGAAAAAAAAAGAUAACCUCUAUCUAUCAUUGCUCUCCCUCCCCCACUUCUUCUCUACUUUCCUUUGAGUAAAUUACCUGGGAAAAUAUGAAGCUUCAUGCAAGAGCCCUGCAGUCUUUGCAUUUUCCUCCCUUAUGAAAAUGGAACCAUAGUCAUAGUGGAUUCCGGAUGUAGGAACGUGUUGGAACCAAGUUUUGGUCAGUGGAAAUAGAAGUAUUUGUUUUUUGUUGUUGUUGUUCUUGAGAGAAACCUAUGAUUAGCCUAGGUGCUGGCUCCUAACCUAAGUUUUUCUGCUUGGAUUUGAUAUAGCUUGGGGUUAGGGUCAGAGCAAAGAGCUAGACUAUCAGUUCCAGAGUAGUUAGGAAACUAUGUUCAUGUUUGUUUAAAAGCAGUGGUGGGUCAUGUGAAGAGCCCUCCAUCCUUCUCUUCUUCCUCCUCUAACACACAUACAUCCCAUCACAGAUUUAAAGAUUUGAGAAUCAUCUGAACAGCUAGUUAUAUUUUAGCUAAGUGACCUUUACUUCUGAAUCUAUUUCCUCUCAUAAGCCAUUUUCCCAAUUUCUUGAGAAUCUGGAUUGUUUUGGAGAGGAUGGGUCAUGAGAUAAAAAGACAAGAAAGCAGAUAAAGGAAGUUGUAAAGAAGUGCCCAGAUUUACGAAAUUAGUCCAUUGGCUAAGAAAGAUUUAAGAGCAGCCCACUUUAACUGAACAUCAAAUUGCUUGUUGCUGUCAUCUUCCGGAUUUCCAGGGAGGUAUUUCUUAACCCGCCAUGCAGCUCAUUUUAACAUCUUAGAGAACUUUUACUAGGAGAAAAAAAGAAACUUGGAGAAUCUCCUUUUGCCAUUUGACUUGCAUGUGCCAGAAAGCAAAGAGUAGAGAGCUCGGUUUCUAAUAUUCAGUCAUUCAAACCUAAGAGCAAGGCAACUCUAUGUAGGUUUUAGAUAUUAAGUUUUGGUGUAUCUUGAUAUAUCCUGCCUGGAUUGGUUAUGAGGCCACUCUGGCUUAUUAUCUAUGUUAAAAACAUACAUUUAACAUUGGCUUAGGGCAAAGUUCUUUAGUUAACAACUUAGAAACUGCUUCUUGUGUUAAAUAUACUUUUUAAUUUUUUAACCAAAUCAUCUGUCAAACCAGAGCAACUGGUAUCUAAAGAAAUGCUUUCCCAGCAACAAUUUUGGAACUGAAGGGUAAAUUCUUUCCACUUAGGAGACACCUACGAGUUUGAAUGGAAACUCAUACCAUAGAGCGACAGGCAAAACAUAUAAAAUAUUUGGAGUACUAUCUUCAACCCAUAGUUAAAUAAUAAUCUUAUUUUUUCUGGUAGAAAAACUAUAACACAAUCUUAUUCAUAUCUAUUUGAAUAAAGAUACGGCAAGUUACCUACUUUCUCAUUAGUGAUAUUUUCCUCCCUGCAUAUCCCUGUAGUUCCCUUUCCUUUUUCUCUCUGUAGCAGGAAAUAUUUAAAAUAGUUGGGUCUAACCAAGGUUACGUGAUAAUGAGUACAUUAUAAGCAAGUAACUUCUGGUAUAAGAAAAUAUAUAGGCUAAUGCAGACAAGACAAAGGAAAAUGUUGAGAAAUGCAUUACCAGAGAGGAGGAAUAAACAUAAUAUUUUCAAAACUCCAUUUUACAUCAUAUUGUACCUGGAAACGAGGGAACUAAAGUUUGUGGGGUUUUUUUAAAUACUGCAACUUGAAAAUCAUCUUUAGGAGGUAAAGUCAGGAGAAUGGAAUAGAAAUAAAAGGCUGAAAAAACCAUUUUAUCUGCCUUAGUUCUAUAAGCUUUAAAUUCUCGAACAAUUGUGCUUAUCUUCUGUUUUCUUAACCCACUAUUUUACAUACUAUACAACUCUUGCUUCUUGAUAAAUAAAUCACCAGAUAUAUAUCUGUAACCACAAUCAUAAAUGUUAUAUUAAACAUAUACCCACGUA
Messenger RNA from Perognathus longimembris pacificus (Pacific pocket mouse), 5119 nucleotides. RefSeq names its product regulator of G protein signaling 5 (gene Rgs5). The record is from RefSeq and is a predicted model, not a curated record. The transcript is spliced from 5 exons. The coding region runs from base 110 to 655 and encodes 181 amino acids. Lineage: Eukaryota; Metazoa; Chordata; Mammalia; Rodentia; Heteromyidae.